AUGUUGGUCGAUACCGAAUUCCGCGGGGUCGCCGGGACUCUGGUGCUCAAUGCAGAACUCGACCAGAAGGUUGCAGAUGAAGCUUAUAUCGAGACCAUGCCGAAGGAGGCGGUGGCGACUAUGCGAAAGGCUCCCGAUGAAGUGACUAUCCUCAUAGCGCAGCCAACCAACGACGUUCACGACCCUCUGAGUGGGUCACAGGGAAAGAAGUGGCUCAUCCUGCCGGUUGUCUUAUUCUGCGCCAUCACCCCAGAUAUGCAGGCUGGGUUUGGGAUUCCUGUGGUGCCAGCACAGGCAGUCUACUGGAACAUCAGUGUUAGCGAUUCGGGUUGCUCGAUGUCUGGGAAUGUUUUUGUAAGUCCACAUUUAGAGAACGCCAGAUGUUAUACACAGAUCGAGAGUGGACCUAUCUGCUUGAUUGUGUUCUGUCUCCCUGGCUAUUCAGAGAGACUCUGUCUGUUUAUAUACACUUUGGCCUGUGCUCGGAAGGCCGUUCCUGAAACCUCCUAUUCCGUCGCCACGUUCUCGCAGACCGGCGAGAACAACGGUGUGGUGCAGUUGGUAGAGUAG
Messenger RNA from Cladophialophora psammophila CBS 110553, 570 nucleotides. RefSeq lists its product as uncharacterized. The record is from RefSeq and is a predicted model, not a curated record. The coding region runs from base 1 to 570 and encodes 189 amino acids. The transcript is spliced from 2 exons. NCBI's taxonomy places the organism in Eukaryota, Fungi, Ascomycota, Eurotiomycetes, Chaetothyriales, Herpotrichiellaceae.